AUGCCAGUGGUAGAAGUGUAUGGUGUGGAACAAUUUAGAGAGUUUGUAAACGAUGAUAUGCUAACAGUUGCAUGGUUUACUGCUGUAUGGUGUGGCCCCUGUAAGACAAUUGAGCGUCCAAUGGAAAAACUCACGUAUGAUUUUCCAACAGUGCGCUUUGCAAAGGUGGACAGCGAUACAAAUUCUGAAAUUGUAUCGAAGUGCAAAGUACUUCAACUUCCAACCUUUAUGCUUGUUCGCAGUGGUAAAAUGCUCGGACAUGUCAUUGGGGGAAAUGUGGAAGCAUUGAAGCAAAAAAUACGGGAAAACAUGAACCCAAAGUAA
Molecule: messenger RNA, 324 nt
Organism: Trypanosoma theileri
Lineage: Eukaryota; Euglenozoa; Kinetoplastea; Trypanosomatida; Trypanosomatidae
Product: thioredoxin
Exons: 1
Coding region: 1-324 (107 amino acids)
Source: RefSeq, a predicted model, not a curated record